Aptenodytes forsteri (emperor penguin) is the source of this 3169-nucleotide messenger RNA. RefSeq names its product CDV3 homolog (gene CDV3). NCBI's taxonomy places the organism in Eukaryota, Metazoa, Chordata, Aves, Sphenisciformes, Spheniscidae. The record is from RefSeq and is a predicted model, not a curated record. Gene Ontology annotation, cellular component: cytoplasm. Bases 66 to 401 code for a protein of 111 amino acids. The transcript is spliced from 4 exons.
AGGAUGAUUGGAAGGAGUUUGAACAAAAGGAAGAAAUUGAUUAUAGUGGUCUUAGAGUUCAGUCCAUGCAAAUAAGUGAAAAAGAAGAUGAUGAAAGUGAAAAAAGAGAAGAACCUGGUGACAACUGGGAGGAGACUGGUGGUGGUGUAGACAGAUCAUCUGGUCCUUGGAAUAAAUCAGCUCCUGCACCAGCACCUGUCGUUGAACCAAUUGUUACAGAAACCCCAGAACCAGUUCAGACUGGUGGUGUAUACAGGCCGCCUGGUGCCAGGGAGGGCGGCAGGCCACGGAGAGCACAGCAAGGACCACCAGAAAUCUAUAGUGAUACGCAGUUUCCAUCACUGCAGUCCACCGCCAAGCUUGUAGACAGUCGAAACCUAACAUCUUAUUCGCUUUCUUGACUGCAGCUACACAUUGAGCAGAUGUCUUCAUCGAGCUGUCCAUGGUGAUGCCUAGAUCGUCCCCUUGAAAGUUCACAGCUAAUUCAGAAUCCACCAGAGCAUGUAUGAGUGGUUUAAAGCCUUUCCAGUAUUCAUUGCCUUGGGUUUAUUUUCUGUUGACAUUCACUUGCCACUGAAUUGCCAAGUUUACAGAGUUAGUUAGCUUACCCUGGCAAUCACCAUCUUCCCCAGUGCUGACAAACCUAAUAACUUUCUAUGGGCAUUGGCUUUUGCCAUCCGAUAUACUGAAGUCUUCAGUUUCAUGUAUAUAAUUCACUCUUCUUCCCAGUGACUAGCAUGGCAUGCUCUUACUAACUUUUACUUAAUCUGACCUUUUCUGUUCUGUUUCUUGUCUCCUAUCUUCUGUACUGAAUUUUCUUUCUAGCUCAGUUAUAGCAUUGAAGUCAUCGAGUUAUAACUGUCUGCUUUAUUUCAAAUAAUUUGCCUACAGAAAACUUAGUUAAAAUGUUGUCAUAAGCUUCCUUUUUUAAUUAAAACAAAUCACUUAUUCUGUAUCUCUUUCAGAGUACGUACAACCAUUAACAAAAUGAUCCAAACCAUAAAAACAGGCUGAUACAAGAGAACAAAUGCAUUGAGAAACAGGUAAAAUGUACAUGAAUCCGAUCUCCUGGAGCUUAACUUCAUUGGUUUCAGUGGAGUUAUUUCCGUCACUUGAGAUCAGUUUCAUUAAAACUUGAUUUGAGCUCUUCUCACUUGAAGUCUAGAUACAACAGCCAGAAUCAAGUGCAAGUGAACAAACCCCAUAGCAAGCUUGUUUUAAAUUUCUGGCUUACUCUGCACUUUGUUUGUGGCAGAGAUGAAGCAGAUGUAUUACUUCGUCUCUGACCAGCAGCCAAAUGGGCUCAGCCACACUUAGUCUAACACACCUAUUUUGGUAUUUAACUGGACAUGGAAAUUAGAUUAAAAUAUUUGAGGUGAAGAUGAGUGCAGCAACACUGGGCAGCAGGCUUAGUCUUUGUGGUUUGUUUCAUCUCUUCACAUUCUCAUCUUGUACUUUAAAGAUCGUACAUCUGUAAAUAAGGUUAAGUCUUUAAGUGCUGACUGCAUUUACCAGUAUUGCUACGUUUAUAAAUACAAAGGAGGUGUCCUAAGGGGAGACUCAAGCCUGUUAGGAUGUAUAGCCUACCACUUAAGAGCUGCACUGUCUCAAUAUCAGAACACUGUAUCAUAUAGAACAGCUGCUUUCCAGUACUAAUAAUGAUACGUGGUUGAGAAGAAUGCACCUUGGAUUUUGCAUCCAAAUAAAUUAUAUCUGUUCUAUUACAGCAGUUACUAGUAUUCUGUCAAAAAAAAUUGUGGCUGCUGGGGGUUUAUAAAGUUGGCAAAUUGGAGCUGAGGUUUUUUGUUAAUUUUGAGGGGGUGAAGGGGAAAUAGAGCAGAUACAGCGAUAUCUGAUAGUUGUUAGAAUGUAGUACUUCAUACCCUCUCCCGCGCAUCUAGAAGACUCAUGUCUGCUGCUACACUCACCAAAGCCCUGUCUUGCCACUGUAAAUCCUUACUGUGUUAUUUACUAACCACCCAGUAACCUUCAGGACUGACUAGUUCUCUGACUGUGCACUGUGUCUGUAAUCUGGGAAUUAGGUAAAAGGCAAACUAGCUUUGCAAAACUGGCACAACAGUGUUUUCUAGAUAAUUGGCUCUGCUAACUUUUUUUCUGCAAUUCAAAGCCCAGCAACAAUCUCUUGCUUUGACCCUUCUUCACCCUAGAGUAUUCCCUUCUUCUUUUGUUCAUCUACAUUAUUACCAUGCCAAGGAUUUCUAGUCAGGUGCCUGAAUUAUUCACGACUUACUUAGAAAGCAGCUCUAUAAGCAAGAACUCCCAAGUCUCAAUCAUGCCGUAUUUCUUCUGUCAGGGCUCUAGCAUCACAAACAUGGCUUCACCUGUUGCAAAAUUGCUUAGCAAGUAAAUGUGGUCUCCUUGAAGAAUUUAAACCUAGACCCUCAAAGGCUACCUGGGAGCCUAACUCCCACAGAAUACAGAAAAAUGAAGGCAGUAGCACUGGUCACGGUACAACACAGUUCAGCUAUGAAAAGAAGUAGGGUUGCAUGACUGGUAACAUGCUAGCUCAAACAAAACUCUUACCUGGACAGCAGGGUCUAGCCUAAAACAUUUUUAUUUUUUUUAAUGAAGAGAUGACUGAGUGAAGAAUAGUAGGAGGACAUCUCUGUAAGUGAAAAAAAUAUGAAACUGAAUUUGCUUUCAACAACAUACCGGAAUGUCUCACCACCAGACUUAACCUGAAGAAAUGAAGAUAAAGCCAUCUGAGUGCUUACUGUAGUGCAAAAGAAAGACCGAUACUGUCUGGCUGGGAAAAUGGUUGGCUGGGAGCCUGCUGAGCACAGCAGAAACUGUUUCAGCAAAGUAGAGUACAAUGUGAACUAUUUCUGAGGAUCCCUGUGUGGCCCCCACAGUUAACACAGGAACCUAAUGGUGCCUGUAUAUUUAUAUAAUUAUAUGUUUAUAGUCAUAAUUUAAGUUCAAAACCUGAACUAUAUAUAUAUUUUUUUGUCAGUAGAUUUUUUACCCUGGUUUACCUAUCAUGGCUUCUGCAUAUGACAACUUCUAACUGUGCGGUGCACACACCUGUUGUUGUCCUUUUGUCCCAUGUUAGAGUAAUGGUAUCAAACUCUGUAAAGCACUUUUGUGAUGUUUCCUGUGAAGAAAGCUGAAGAAAAUAAAUUUAUCUUAACAGCACCAACGGAAUUUA